GCAUCCAACCAGCAUCAUUCAGUGAACAAUCAUCAAAGAUGAAAUUCGUGGUUAUUUGUGUCGUGAUCGCAGUGGCUUCAGCUGAGCUGCCUCGCUUCAGACCGGCGAGGUUCAGGUCCCAGCGCCAGGAGUUAGCGCCGACCACCACAGAGUCUCCCACGGAGGCAACAACCACCACGGAUGCAGCACCUUACCCGCCUUCGGGAUGGAAGCCAGCAGGCGCACCUUUCACUCUACCCAAUGAAAUCCCAGAUCAGACUUACGGACCACCGCAAGAGGCUCAAAGUGGGCCAUACCCGCCUUCUGGUUGGAAGCCCGACGGUCCGGCAUUCGAUUUACCCCAAAAGCAGUCCCCACCUGCGACCAGCUAUGGCGUCCCUGACAAUACUUACGGAGUUCCGACUACAGACGCUCCUACAACCGAAAACCCUCAAGCUGAGAAGUUGGAAGGCCCAAUAGAGAUCGCAAAGAGCGUGGGGACUUACUUCGUGCUGCUGCCGAACGGACAGCUGCAAAAGGUGGAGUUCUCGACGGAGAAUGACAUCCAGAACAUGAGGUAUACCGCUAGACUGCAGUACAGGGAGAGGGCACCGCUGCUUUUGUUCAGACCCUGAAUGUUAUAAUUUAAUUGUAUUACGUGUUUAACCAAAGAAUAUAAUGAUUAAAAAAAAGUCUAUUUUAUUGAUUUACAAGCUAUAGUGCAAUUUGUAUCUAUCGAUAUUAUUAGUAGGCUAAAGAUUUAUAGAUAUAUCCAAUAGGAAGUGAAUAAAACAUCAGUCGAAGUAUGGAA
Molecule: messenger RNA, 790 nt
Organism: Manduca sexta (tobacco hornworm)
Lineage: Eukaryota; Metazoa; Arthropoda; Insecta; Lepidoptera; Sphingidae
Product: proline-rich receptor-like protein kinase PERK13
Exons: 1
Coding region: 39-614 (191 amino acids)
Source: RefSeq, a predicted model, not a curated record